Durio zibethinus is the source of this 909-nucleotide messenger RNA. NCBI's taxonomy places the organism in Eukaryota, Viridiplantae, Streptophyta, Magnoliopsida, Malvales, Malvaceae. The record is from RefSeq and is a predicted model, not a curated record.
AUGGAGGAUGCCAUUAAGGAUGCUCUUCGCAUCGAUUUCAAAGUCGAUUUUGCUAUGCAUCAUUUGAAAAGAAUUGCUCGUGCUUAUUUUGGCUGCAUGGGAAACCAAGAGCUUCAGAGCAUAGAGUACAAAUUGGAUGCCUUGAACAAGCAGCGUGCGGAGACAUACAAGGAUUUCAAAGACUGUCUGGCUGAUGCAAAAGACUUCUAUGGCAAGUCUGUCAGCACUGGUUACGGUCGUUACCAGAACAACAGUACGGUUUACUCUCCUUGCCGUACUGUGUUUUAUGUGCCGAGCGAGUUCAUUCAAGAUGGCACGUACAAUAGACUCUCACCACGCAUCCAACAAAGUGGCCUAUUGUCAGAGCUUCUCAGGAUGCAUCCACAAGUAGCUCAAUCUGAAGCUUCAAACCAACAACACCGAAGAUUUUUUCAAAGGAGAAAAAAUAAGAGAAAAAAUAAUGCACUGAAUCGGCAAAAAAAGAAGAAGGAGUAUGCAAGGGUAGCUGCGGAAAAUAGACACUUGACAGGCAUAAUUGAGGGGAUGAUUUCCCAGUACUUGAAAGUUCAAGGCAAAAAUUUUCAGAAACAUGAAAAUUAUGUUUCCCACUUAGCCAGCGAGAAUGAUCAUCGAAGCUUUUAUGCCCAGCUGGAUGUAAUGAAUGGUUUGGCACUUAAUGAAUUAGACAAUCCGUUGUCUAACGAAGUGAAAAAUCCAAAGAAUUCUCAGACCAUCCAGAAAAGCACCAUGAGUGAAUUUCUAAAGAAAAUUGAUGAUGAUGUUGCAAGCAGCAAUGAUUUCUCCGACUUUAUGGUAUGCUUUGAUGGGGAGCACAAAAAAAUUGGAAGAUACAGUUUCCCACUGUCUUUAGUUUCUACUGUGGAAAGAAUCACCAAUGUCUAUGGUGAU